This is a messenger RNA of Mollisia scopiformis, 1929 nucleotides long. Its product is annotated as ClpP/crotonase. Gene Ontology annotation, molecular function: 3-hydroxyisobutyryl-CoA hydrolase activity. NCBI's taxonomy places the organism in Eukaryota, Fungi, Ascomycota, Leotiomycetes, Helotiales, Mollisiaceae. The record is from RefSeq and is a predicted model, not a curated record. The transcript is spliced from 2 exons. Gene Ontology annotation, cellular component: mitochondrion. Gene Ontology annotation, biological process: L-valine catabolic process. Bases 149 to 1630 code for a protein of 493 amino acids.
CAAUGGAAUAGCUUUAAGUACUCCGCAUUCUUUCACCACCCAUCGAUUUUCUUUGGACUUUUCAGACUUCCUUUUCUUAAUGUUCGCAAGAUAUUUAUGUGGCAGAGGAGCUGGAUCGACCGCAAGGUGUAGCUCAAAAUCUGCCGUUAUGCCAUUAAGAGCAAAAAUUACCAAUCCUGCAUUUGCAGCCAGAGCACAGAUAACCACCGGUUCGCGGCGAGAUCAACAGGGAAAUGCGAGUGUUACAACUACAGAAGUCAUCAAAGAAUUACCAGGAGACGAGCCAGAAGAUGUACUCUUUAAUACGUUAUUCGGUGUUCGGACAAUCGAGCUUAAUCGGCCUUCGAAACUGCACUCCCUCAAUGGAUCUAUGAUACGAAAGAUUGUGCCUAGAUUGCAAGAAUGGGCGAAGUCAGAUAUGGCCAACGUGGUAGUCAUCAAGGGGUCAGGCCCCAAGGCGUUUUGUGCUGGUGGAGAUGUGGCAGCUCUUGCAAUAGACAAUUUAGAAGGAGAAGAGGGUCAGACAAAGUCGACGGAUUACUUUGGCCUUGAAUACAAGCUGGACCAUCUGAUUGCCACAUAUAAGAAACCGUAUGUUGCUUUUCUGGACGGCAUAACGAUGGGAGGAGGAGUUGGAUUGAGUAUACAUGCUCCAUUCCGGAUAGCUACGGAGAGAACGAUGUUUGCCAUGCCAGAGACGACGAUUGGGUUCUUCCCGGAUGUUGGAGCUUCAUUCUUCUUACCACGAAUGUCAGGCGCAGUGGGCACAUAUCUUGCUCUAACAAGUGAGAAGCUGAAGGGUGUGAACGUUUUCUAUGCUGGGGUUGCGACACAUUACAUUCAUUCGACGUCAUUACCUGCACUGGAACGACGAUUGGCCGAACUUCGAUUUAAAGAUUACGAUACAUUGGAAGAACGUCUAACUCUCAUUGAUUCUACCAUCGAGGAAUUUUGUACUGGCCUCCCACACGACGAGCCUAUGCUCAUCCAAGGGGCCAUGAGGCAAGCGAUCGAUCGCUGUUUCGGCAAGACAAAUGUGCCUGAGAUUAUCGAAGCACUGAAAGUGGAGGAAGGAGAAACGAAAGAAUGGGCGGAGAAGACCCUCGCCACCUUACACAAGCGUUCACCUACUAGUGUGUAUGUGACCCUCCGACAGAUGCAACUUGGUCGCGAGUGGAGUAUAUCACAGACUUUCCAACGAGAAUAUUCAAUUGCCGGGAAAUUUAUGCGUCAUCCAGACUUCACCGAAGGCGUGCACGCGCUGCUGAUACGCAAAGACGGAAAGCCCGCGUGGCAGCCAGCCUCUCUGGAGGAUAUCAAACCUGAGGACAACAUUGCAGAUCCAUUUUUCGAGAUCGAGCCUGGUGCGGAAAACCUUCAGUUACUCAGUACAGACGACUACAAACAUUACCCAUUUGCACGAUUUAAUGUACCUACCGAGAAACAAAUCGAGAACGUGGUUAAGGGUGGCGUCUUGAGUCGAAAGGAUAUUGUGAAACGCUUCGUGGAUGCAAGAAAGGGCAAGCAAGGAGUGAAAGAGGUGGUGGAGGAAGUGGUGAACAGAAAAACUCAAGUGGAUCACAACAACAAGGCACAGUGGAUAUCUGAGUCUCAGGAAGUUGCCCAGUAGGUACACUUAGAACGAUGUGGCGAAUGUACUAGAUGUGUAUGAUAGAUGUGUGAGAUUUGUACAUCAGAUCGGAUGAUACGGCAAUGUUGCGGGUGUUGAUAAGUUAGCGGUCGCAGGAGAAAAAUAAUCUCGCUGAAAGAAUAGAAAGGAGGGUGAAUCAUGUGAUUGGUAUGUUGCCUAUGGGCCUAAAACUGGCUGAGUCAUGGCAUUAAGCGCGGUAUCACCGAACUUUUCUUCUGCCGAAAUUAUAAAAGGGAGCUCUACCCCGCUCUGCAAAUAAUGAAUGAUUUUUGAGUUGG